This is a messenger RNA of Formica exsecta, 1260 nucleotides long. RefSeq names its product protein ALP1-like. The record is from RefSeq and is a predicted model, not a curated record. Lineage: Eukaryota; Metazoa; Arthropoda; Insecta; Hymenoptera; Formicidae. The transcript has a single exon. Bases 193 to 1107 code for a protein of 304 amino acids.
GCCGCUGAAAAAAGGCGAACAAUAUUUGUAUAGAAAUUGACAAAAUAUAUAAAUAACCAUAGUGCAACUGAGAGAAAAAAAAGACAUGUCCAAAUCCCAAGUCUGAAUAGUUCAGAGAAUUAAAGACUUAUUUAACAUUUUUAUCCUCAGUUCCUCAACUAUGCAGUAACAUUUUUAUAAAAGAUUAGAAUCAUGAAACUUAUAUUUUGUAGGUUUUUAGCUACUGGUGAUUCGUUUAGAACAAUAGCUACCAAUUAUCGACUCGGACAUUCAACAGUGCAAUCGAUUGUCAUCCAAGUAUGCGAAGCGAUAAUAGAGAAUUUAAUGUCUCUAACAAUGCCAAAGCCUACAGCAGAUCAAUGGAAAAAAAUUGUCGAAGAGUUUUGGGAUAUUUGGAAUUUUCCAAACUGUAUAGGCGCUCUUGAUGGAAAACAUGUAGUCAUUCAAGCCCCCGCAAACAAUGGAUCUCAAUUUUUCAACUAUAAGAAAACGUUUUCCAUUGUCCUUUUAGCAUUAGUGGAUGCACAUUACAGAUUCAUCGCAGUAGACAUAGGGGGAUAUGGUAGGAAUAGCGAUGGAGGUCUAUUUGCCAAUUCUAAAUUGGCCAAAGCCCUUGAAAAAAAUAAAUUGGAUGUCCCAAAAGACAAUGCGCUUCCUAAUACGCAGAACAUUAUGCCUUAUGUCAUAGUUGGAGAUGAGGCAUUUCCGUUAAAAAAAUAUUUACUGAGACCAUAUCCUGGUUCGCAAAUUCAGGGAGACAGAUCAAAAAGAAUUUUUAACUACCGUCUCUCACGCGCGCGAAGAGUUUCAGAAAAUGUGUUCGGAAUACUGAGCCAAAAAUUUCAGCUUUUUAAUCGAAGGCUGAAAUUAAAGCCAGAAAAUGCAGACAAAAUUAUUUUAACUAUAUGCAUUUUGCACAAUUAUUUCCGAGACUACAAUAUUAAUGUACAAGACCAUGCGCAUAAUCAAAACUCUGACACUGGUUUGCAAAAUUUACCACGACAAGGAGGAAGUGCUAUAAAUACUGCAUUUAUUGUUCGAGACGCAUUCAAGGAAUUUUUUAUCACAGAACAUGGCCGUGUUGAAUGGCAAGAUACAAUAAAUUAAAAACUAUUUUCGUAUAUUACUUAUUUUAUAUAGGUUAAAUAAAUAAAAUAAGUUAUUCAUCUUACCUGGCUGGUUCAUUUCCUUCGCAAUUCUUCUUCAAACAUUUUCUUUAAACACAUUAUCAUUAUAUUUUGGAUGGCUCAUUACAUACAA